Messenger RNA from Theobroma cacao (cacao), 4771 nucleotides. NCBI's taxonomy places the organism in Eukaryota, Viridiplantae, Streptophyta, Magnoliopsida, Malvales, Malvaceae. The record is from RefSeq and is a predicted model, not a curated record.
CCGGGUUGGACUUCAAAAUCAAAAAGUCAUCUGGAUCCAAAAGGUUGCUUCAUUGAGGGAAUUCGACUCUAAAUUUUAGAAGGGUUAAUGGCGGAUACAAUCGCGUCUCCCCUCCUUCAAUCGCUUCUUGAUAGGUUGGAUUCCUUUUGCCUUUCAUUUGGCGAUGGUGAUGAGAUGCUGACCAGGUUGCGAAGCGUUGUAGCAUCAGUCAAAGAAGUGGCUGCAGUGGCGGAGCAGCGAUUCGAGAUGGCGGCGGAAACGAAGCGGUGGUUGACUGAAGUCAAACGUUUGGCUUGCGAAUUGGAUUAUCUGCUGGAUGACUAUGAGCAGCAAGUGCGCAAGGUGAGGAAUCAAAAACUAAUAAGUAGCUGUUUUUGUUUCCUAACUAGAAUUGAGAACCGGCGCCCGAUAGAACAUGUCCUCCAGAAGUUGACCACACUCGCCAGUCAAGGCGAUUGGCCUUUGGAAACUAAUUGGCGACCAGACCUUUAUUUUCGAUUAUAUUCUGGAACUAGUUUUGUAGGUUCAGAACCUGAAGUUGUGGGCAGGGAUCUGGACAGGGACAAGGUAAUUAGUUUAUUAUUUCGCAAGACACAGGCAUGUAAGGUGGUUUCUAUAGUUGGCGUGGGGGGACUGGGAAAAACAGCACUUGCUCGUCUUAUUUACAAUGAUGAGAAAUUGACACGUACUUUUAGGUACAGGUAUUGGGUUUCUCUAGGCAAUGAUCUUAAUGUUAACAUUGAAAGAAUUGGGGUAGCAAUUUGCUCACGGAAAAUUUUGAGCAUGAAUGCUUUGGAAGAUGGUGUUACACGAGAACUGGUGGGGAAGACAUUUUUGGUUGUGCUUGAUAAUUUGUGCCAUGAGGAGAUGGAUCUAGCAAUCACGUUAAGAAGAUGGUUCAGUGUUGGUUCUCCUGGAUCUGCUGUUAUAGUCACUACUCGCUCAACUGCUGCUGCAGAUUCUGUAGGUGACAUGCCAGUGUAUUACUUGCAACCUUUGCGUGAUGCAGAUUGUUUGGAUAUGUUUUGGAAGGUGGCAUUGUUACCCAGGGAAGAAAUGGAGGAAAACCAGAACACUAAAUUGUCAGAGAUUGGCAAGGCUGUUGUUGCGAACUGUAGAGGAUUGCCUCUUGCUGUGAAGAUACUUGGUGCUUUAUUGCCCUACAAUGGAGAAAUGGACGAUUGGUUAUCUGUUGCUUCUCUUGCUUUACUGGAGCUGCAAAAGUAUAGUUAUACUUCCAAUAUUUUACCAGUUCUGUGCCUCAGUUAUGAUCUUUUACCAUCCAAACUGAAGCAAUGCUUUGCAUAUUGUUCAAUAUUCCCUAGAGAAUUUUGGAUCAGUAAGGAGAACUUGAUGCAAUUGUGGAUUGCUGAGGGCUUUUUGCAAACAAGUGGCUCAAGUGAAAGCCUUGAUGACAUAGCUGAGGACUGCUUUAUGAAACUGUUGCAAUGCUCAUUUUUUGAAGACAUAAUAAGAGAUGAUUCUGGGAACAUAUUAUGCAGAAUGCAUGAUUUGGUGUACGAUUUUGCAUUGACUGUCAGUUCGACUACAUGCUCAGUUAUGAGAAUUGCAAGUUUCGAACACUUUUCUGCAGAACUUCGACACUGCUCUCUGAUAUGUGAAUCUGAGCCUUCACCAGCUCUAAGAUAUUUUAGUAAAUUAGGAGAUUUGCAGACUUUGCUUUUAUUAUCAGGUAAUUUUGACAGUAUCUCUGAUGCAAUUUUCUCUAGAUUUAGCCACUUGCGGGUGUUGGACUUUUGCCAAACUGGCAUUUGUGAGUUGCCUGUUUCUAUUGGUGCUUUAAAACACAUGAGGUACCUUGACCUAUCUCGCACAUAUAUUAGAAAGAUACCAGAAUCCAUUGGUAAUCUGAAGUAUUUGCAGAUAUUGAAACUCACUGAUUGUUACAACCUUGAAGAGUUGCCCAAAACUUUACCCCAGUUGACAAAUCUCAUAAAUCUCGGAAUUUGGUCAUGCUGCUCUUUAACUUAUUUUCCAUCAGGGAUUGGAAAAUUGAGGCUUCUUAAGAAGCUGCCAACAUUUGUUCUGGGAAAGAGAUCUGAUUGCGCUAAAUUAAAUGAUUUAAGUGGGCUGGACCUCACAGAGAGACUAGAGAUAAAGAAUCUUGAGAAUGUGACAAAGGAGGCAGAUGCACAAGAUGCAAAGCUGUAUGAGAAAGUAAGCCUUCACUCGUUGGGAUUAUCAUGGGGUGACAAUGAUUGUAUGAACGCUCAAAUGUCUGCCAAAAUACUAGAAAACCUCAGCCCACCCCAGAACCUAAGAGAUUUGUGUUUAAAAGGGUACAGAGGUUCCAGUUUUCCAUCAUGGAUGAACCAGAGUCUUCUGAAUCUGCUAAAGAUUUCAUUAAUCAAUUGCAGUUGUCAAGAACUUCCACCACUAGGACAGCUGCCUUCCCUUAAGGUUCUCUAUUUGAAAGGCAUGUCUGAAGUGCGUACAAUAGGCCAUGAAUUUUAUGGGAAUGGUGCUGUCAGAGGAUUCCCAUGCCUGGAACAGCUUGAGAUCUAUGAUAUGCAUAACUUGGAGGGAUGGAAGAGCAUACAAAUGGAGAAAACAGAAAUCUUCACUGUGGUUGGAGGAUCAUCAGGUCCCUUAUCACAAGAAGCUUUCCCUUGCCUUGACAAACUCGUGGUCAAAGGAUGUCGUAGGUUGACUGCCUUGCCAGUCAUUCCAAAUCUAAGAAGCUUAGCUCUUUGUGACAGCAAUGGAAUGCUACUGUGCUCAGUUGUUCAUCUACCAUCGCUUUCCUCUUUGGUCAUUGAAAAAUUAAAGGAGCUUGAGUCUUUAACUGAUUAUUCUAAAAGCUUUUGCUCUAUCGAGAAACUGACAUUGUAUGAUUGUGAUCAUUUGGAUUAUCUAUUUGAGCGCAACCAAGUAUUCUCUGCUCUAAAAUAUUUGAGUAUUCUGUACUGUGAUGGACUGAUGUCAUUGCCUUUGGGCCUGAGGUUGCUGACUUCCCUUCAGAGGUUUGAUGUUAUUGAGUGUGGACAUUUGAAUGACAUUUCAAUUUUGCAGACCCUUAGUUCUCUCCAGGAAUUAAUUAUUGAGGGUUGCCCGAUGUUGCUUUCAUUACCAUCUGGCAUACAUAAUCUUACCAAUCUCCGAAGGUUGGUAAUCAAAGGAUGUCCUGCUUUACAAAAAGACACAUGGAUAUGAAGCGGGGCAAGGACUGGUUCAAGGUGGCACAUAUCCCAUAUUUAGGGAUAGAACAAAGAAAGUUUGUCAGUGAAGAAGAUUAGAAACUGAAGAAGCAAGCUAUCAACUAUAGUUUUUGCAAUUCACCUGCAGGCAAUCAAUAAUACUUUUCAAUCGCGAGCUCGUCAUAAUCGGAAUCAGAUGCAGAUACUCCGAAGCGUCCAUGUCGACCAAUGGCUCGCUGCUUUUGGGUGGUGGUACAAGAGAUGUUAGCCAAGACGGUGAGUAAGGUAUAUCAGCUUCAAUACACUCCUGUAACAACAAUACAAGCUGAAGCCUCUUCAAGACAGCAGACAUUCCGGGUCUUUCAUUUCCGCGUUCGAUGGUGCAGUUAUACGCUAAAUAAGCGUAUGCUUUCAGACACUCCGGUGCAAUCUCACCCUUAAGGCGAGGAUCAAUUAUUUGGCCAAGUUUACCAUCUUCCACGCCUCGUCUGCCCCAUGUAAUUAGUUCUAUCUCUUCCUCAUUUCGAUGGACAUCGAGAAGUGUUCUCCCGCAUAACACCUCAAACAAAACAACUCCAAAACUAUAAACAUCGGAUUUAACCGAGAGAUGGCCAGAAAACGCAUAUUCAGGGUCCAAAUACCCCAAAGUGCCCCCAACGGUAGUGCUGACAUGACUAUCUGAUUCUAACAAGCUUGAUGGCACCAGUUUCGAGAUCUGAAAAUUCGAAAUAUUUGCAACCCAGUUCUGGUCUAGAAGAAUGUUCCUGCUUUUGAUGUCCCUGUGGAUGAUUAAGGGGUUACCUGUAUGCAGUCUCUCUAGUCCACGAGCAACUCCAAUGCAGAUUUCAAGCCUUCUUUUCCAUGAUAAUGGGGGUUCGUAAUAAAUUUUGCCGUGGAGAUGAUCAUGGAGGGUUCCCUGAGCCAUAUGCUUAAGCACAAUUAUCCUAUCUGAUCCAUCAAGGCAGUAACCAAUCAGAGAGACGAUAUUUGGGUGAUGGAGAUUUGAUAGCAAGUCCAUCUCUGUUAAAAAUAUCUGGUGAUCUAAAUGGGGCUUAAACCGUUUGAUGCGAACCGGAUAUUUAUAGCUGUCAUUAAUGUAACCUUCGUAUACAGUAUCCCAGGAAUCUUCGCCAACUUUGAGCGCAGGGUCGAAGUUGUUGGUGGCCUUCAGGAGCUCUUCAAGUUGGAAGCGUGGAUAAAGUUUCUUCCAUGCUGGUAAAUUUUCUUCUGUUUUCCCUCUCCUCCAUAGAGAACACAAGUUAGCAAAAGGGGGCUUGCCUGAGGAACGCUGGGGAAGUCUUGAUGUGGCCAUGUCCUCGAGCAAAUAAAAUAUAGGGGAAAGACCCGGCAAGGAAGAACAAUAGCAGCUAGCCUGUGAGGAAAGAGAAGACGCGUGAUCAGCGGAAAAACAUGGAAACUUGUGUCUGUCUCUCUCUUUUCUGUCUAUUAAUUUAUUUAAAAGGUCCCCAGUCGUUGUUCUUUAAAGCGAACCGGCGCCAGUUCUUAUGUGCGUGUAAUGCUCCCUGCAGCUCAGCUUUAGGUGAUGUUUGGUUGCACGACUGAAAUAGCUCACUUAAUAUCUCUGAUUCAUUGCAUACAUGUUUAACGGAAUA